AACACGCACGAAGAAGAGUCUCAAGCUAAAGACACAAAAGCAACAAAACAUGAGCGGAAGUUGCAUGAGUUAGAUUUAUUUAGCGGUGUAAGUGUGAUUUUUUUUUCCUCGCUCGAACAUUAUUCAUUUGUCCUAAACGCACGGUGAAUGACGCGUUCACGGACCCUCCAGCAGAUAGUUUUAUUCCGGGGUUUAUUGAGGUUCUGUGUGUAGCUUAGCUGUUAGCUGCUAGCUUAAACACACUGUCAACAUGAGUCACAGUGAGGACAGCUUCCACACUUAUAGUUCACUCUUAAAUACUAACGCCGAAGAUGAGGCUUUAGCCAUAGAACAGGCUAUUAGAGCGGCUAUAAACACUGUAAGUAACCUCAUAUUACGUACUAACAACCGGAAACAGCAGGAGUACGAGCGGAUGGUGGCCGACAGGGACAGGGAGAUAAAGAGGCUGGAGUGUAAGUUGGAGAAAAGUGAGAGUGAGAUAAAGAUGCUGCGACUGGAAAUACAAAGUAGGAUGGCAGAGGAUGAAGAGUCCGGCCGGUGUUCCCUGAAUAAGCAGAGGAAAACCGACCCAGACCAGCAACACAAAGCAUCCGCCCAGAGGGUACAUGGGGGCGUGGGGAUGACGACUCCUCCACAAACUUCCACCAGUCACAAGGCCUUUCCCCACCAACCUUUGAGCACCAGGAGGCAUUCAGAGGACGCCGAAGAGGAAACAGGACGUCCUGCCCUCAGAUGGGACGCGUCUGUGGUGAAGGAGGAACCUGCUGAUCUACAGAUGGAUAUAAAAUGGGAGAUGUGUGAGCUCAGAGAAAGGCAGCCCCAGGAGUCAGCACAAAGCAGUCAGCAGCAGCCUGGAGGAAAAGAUGUGAGCGGCAGAGUGGAUGCUGACAGCGGCUGUCUGUCAAAUGAAGAGACCACGCCCCUCUCCUUCUCAGACCUGUCGUGGAAAGACGUCCGCAUGCUUCAUCCUUUUGCACAGUCUAAACCUCCUGGAGCCUCUUUGAGAAAAGCAAAGAACUUAUGGAUCAAUCGCUUAGAAAUUCCUUGGGACAAGUUUCCCACUUCGCUCACACAGGCCAUGUCUCGAGGGGUGAGGGCGAACCCUUCCGAUCGGAGACAGAUGGUGAGAGCUGUGGUCCACGCCAUGCAGGAGCACACGCCCAACCCCAGCAGGGCGGCGUGCGUAGAGGUCGCAAGAAUGAUCGUGUCUCAGUAUCCGUUGACUUUCGCCGACACGACAGAGGAAGGAGGACAGUCUGGAAUAUGUCACUACUCACUGGCAAAUCAGUUUAAGACAAGGAUUGAAAAUGUCAACCGCAACAAUUCAGGUGACAGAAUACGCAAACCAAAGACAGUGAUAGAAGGUGGUGAUGGAGGCGUCGCCGCUAAAACUGCACGGAGCCAAGUGGACAGUUACGGCUGCAUCAACUGGCAGCCUCAGGUUCUACCGGACGGAGAGACGUUUGACACCUUAGAAAACAGGAGGAAAGACAUGUUAGCCACGUUUCAGUCAGCGGGCCCCAGAGCCGGGGACACGUCUCAGGUUGACGAGUCCAUGAGGUUGACGUACAUUUAUCAACGUCACAUGAUCAACAGGUUCCCUCCUCCCAGUAUCUCUGACGUCCAAGAACAGUGGCCGUUCCUCUUCACCAGACGGGGGCUGUGUGCACAUUUCAAAACUCUCACAGGUAUCGACAUCAGCCAACGCCUCGGAGACGCUCUUCACACCGAGGGUCGGAGGAUCAUUCAGUUCUUCCAAAGGCAGACGCACAACGCAGACAUUCAGACGCUGUUGCAGGGUUUGGAGACGGAAGAUGCAACCUCACGACUCAACCAGAGCAACAUCACCACAGUACUUCUGCUCAUGAAACACUUUCUGGAAAAAGAAGACUCCAUGUUCAUCCUGGCAGAUCCCAGUGCGACCAGUGCAUCCAUCCAAAAGGACAUGACACUACCAGCCACACCACGACUCAUCAUGCUCGGAGACACUUUUCUGUCAGCUACAAAGUGGAUGGUCAGCAUCGAGGGAAAGGUGGCCUACGUUUUGGACGAGGGCUUGAAUUUUGCCGACUGCUUGUCUGUGUUUUUUGGAUGCUUCUAUGUUUUCAACUUGGAGUACCAGGAACCCGCCUGUGCAACACUGGAGUUCAUCCAGCGGUUCUUUGUUAGAAUAAACCCAGAGGAAGGUACAAAAUGCAGCGCUAGAACCGGAGUGAGUCGAAAGACGGGAGAGUUGGUGAAGAGGAAGACGUCCGGCAUCAACAACAGGGUGUCGACCUUUCUUCGCCAACUGGCCGCGUGUGAGCAGAGCGACGUGAACAAGUGACCGAAGGAUUACACCACAUCAGUUCCACCGUUUUUAUGGAGGUUGGAGGGAAGGUGGAGACAUCUGGAGCACAUCCAUAAACUCAGCAGUGCCUCUGGAGUCGUUCUUCACUUUCUGUUUGUGUGUUGGGCAGUGGUUCGGUAUCACGUACAGUUUUUACCCCCUAUGAAUUCUGCACAUGCUCCAAACCGUCGGGCAUGCACAGCUGCAUUCUUUUGGAUGUAAACAGUGAAACCUGUGGAAUUGGAUUUACUGAUUUUCUGAAGAAAAUAGUCUAAACUAGAAAAGCACUCAGACAGCGCAGACCUCCACCAAAGCAGAUCAGUGCCCCCCCCCCUGCAAUCACCACCAAAAUUUCAUCAUUUGUUCCUUGUGCCAGUAUCAACAUUUCUGAAAUU
Sphaeramia orbicularis (orbiculate cardinalfish) is the source of this 2724-nucleotide messenger RNA. RefSeq lists its product as uncharacterized. NCBI's taxonomy places the organism in Eukaryota, Metazoa, Chordata, Actinopteri, Kurtiformes, Apogonidae. The transcript has 7 exons. Bases 251 to 2326 code for a protein of 691 amino acids. The record is from RefSeq and is a predicted model, not a curated record.